GUAGUCUGUGUCCUGUGAAAUUAAUUGCUCAAACAAGCGAUUGGCGUCAUUGUUUUCUUUACUUUUUCAAUUGCAAUAAGUUAGUACUGUAAUAUUGUUAUCUUCUAUCGAAAUAAAUAAUCGUAAUAACUUCAAACUACUGAUAUGUCGAAAGCACAUCCACCAGAAUUAAAAAAAUUCAUGGACAAGAAAUUGUCAUUAAAGCUAAAUGCUGGGCGGGCAGUCACCGGUGUCCUUCGAGGUUUUGAUCCGUUUAUGAAUUUGGUACUUGAUGAAUCCGUAGAAGAAACAAAAGAUGGCCAGCGAAACAAUAUAGGCAUGGUGGUUAUCCGAGGAAACAGUAUCGUUAUGUUGGAAUCAUUAGAUAGAAUAUAGUAUUAAUUUGCUUUAGGUUAAGGACUAGAUUUAAUAUAAGUAAAUUUGUACAAGCAUAUAUCUAAAACAUCUGUUUAAUUAAUAAUAGUAUGAUAGCCUUUUUGUUACUAUUUCUUAUUUGUCUCUAUACUGUAAUGGGUAAAAUAAGAUAUGGACCUGGUGUGAAACUUUACAAUAAGCAAUUUAAAUUUUACUGCCCACAAUAUAAAUAAAAAUAUCAGCCUGUA
Molecule: messenger RNA, 602 nt
Organism: Pieris brassicae (large cabbage white)
Lineage: Eukaryota; Metazoa; Arthropoda; Insecta; Lepidoptera; Pieridae
Gene: SNRPG
Product: probable small nuclear ribonucleoprotein G
Exons: 3
Coding region: 145-375 (76 amino acids)
Biological process (GO): spliceosomal snRNP assembly; mRNA splicing, via spliceosome
Cellular component (GO): U2 snRNP; U12-type spliceosomal complex; SMN-Sm protein complex
Molecular function (GO): RNA binding
Source: RefSeq, a predicted model, not a curated record